Messenger RNA from Brassica oleracea var. oleracea, 1600 nucleotides. Its product is annotated as zinc finger protein CONSTANS-LIKE 15-like. The transcript is spliced from 4 exons. The record is from RefSeq and is a predicted model, not a curated record. Gene Ontology annotation, molecular function: zinc ion binding; protein binding. The coding region runs from base 114 to 1322 and encodes 402 amino acids. NCBI's taxonomy places the organism in Eukaryota, Viridiplantae, Streptophyta, Magnoliopsida, Brassicales, Brassicaceae.
UCUGUCUUGUUUACUUUACAAAGAUUUGCAGAUAACAUUUUGACAAAACCUCUUCGUGUCAUGUUCUUCCUUUUUCUCACCAGACAUAAUCUGAGAGAAAGAGAGGAGGAUUCAUGAGCAGUUCCGAGAGACAUCCGUGCGAUUUCUGCGGCGAGCGAGCGGCGGUUCUGUUCUGUAGAGCCGACACGGCGAAGCUCUGUUUACCCUGUGACCAGCAAGUGCACACCGCGAAUCUCCUCUCCAAAAAGCACGUGCGAUCUCAGAUCUGCGAUAAUUGCGGCAACGAGCCUGUCUCCGUCCGGUGCUUCACCGACAACCUCGUCUUGUGUCAGGACUGCGAUUGGGAUGUCCACGGGAGCUGUUCCGUCUCCGACGCUCAUGUCCGCUCCGCCGUGGAAGGGUUCUCCGGCUGUCCAUCGGCGUUGGAGCUCGCCGCUUUGUUGGGAGUCGAUCUGGGAGGGAGGAAAGAAGAGAACGAAGGGUCGUCGACGACGAUGAUGAUGAUGACGACGAUGGAGAGUUUCGGGAUGCAGCUGGAUUCGUGGGUUACUGGAUCUAACGUUUUGCAAGAGCUGGUUGUGCCGGUGCCCAAGGAGACGACGUCGUUUAGGAAGCGUGGGUCUAGCUGUGGGAGGUAUAAGCAGGUGUUGUGCAAACAGCUUGAGGAGUUGCUCAAUAAUGGUGACGGAGAAGCUAGGGAAGGGCUUAUGGUUCCGGAGAUGACAGAGAGAAUGGGACGGGCGAGAGAUGCAGAGGAAAUCAAUAGCGGUGGAGAAGUUAUCCAGCAGCCUCCCACGACGUCGUUUACUUCUUUGCUGUGGAAUGCUGAUAAUCCUAGUGCUAGUAGUGGUGGUGGCCGGACUACUCAGAUAUGGGAUUUUAACUUGGGACAGUCAAGAGACACUAAAGAUGCAUAUGUAACAAAAGAUGAUAAAUCAUUCACAAUCAACAGCUUUGUUGACCUCAUGAAUGAUACUUGCUCCACUAAGCCCAAAGGUGUUAAACAGAUUUGCCAGGAUGAUUGCUAUCGACCAACUUCAAGCCAGGUGCCAGCAACAUCUGAGAGCAGCAAUCUUCCACUUACAUUUAGCUCCGAGAAAGGCUCAAACUCCGCCGCUAGCUGUAAGACCACGAGAGUAGUGGCAACCAAGUCUGAUCUGGAGCAACUGGCUCAGUACAGAGACAAUGCAAUGCAGCGUUACAAGGAAAAGAGGAAAACUCGGAGAUAUGAUAAGACGAUCAGGUAUGAAUCGAGGAAGGCAACAGCUGAUACAAGGUUGCGUGUCAAAGGACGAUUUGUGAAAGCUACUGAAGCUCCUUAAGGUCUCUUGACAUAGGUCUCCUAUUAGCUUACAAAGUUAGGAACUUUUUGUCUACUCCCCCUGCCACGGAAAUGUAUAUAUAAAUCUGUCUUGUUUCAUUUGUGGCAGCCUUGUCUUUUUGUGUGUCGUAUCUGGCCUCUUUAUGUAUACCCUGGAAACUUCUUUAGUUUAAAAAGGAUUGUGUGUUUAAACUUGUAGUCACAGUGGCGGAUGUAGAUGGACAAAGGGUGGGGCAGUUGCCCACCAUGGUUUUUAAAAUUUCAGUGUAUUUUUUCAAA